CAUGCGCAAGUGAGAGGAAGUCUAUGGAAGGGGAGGGGGUGUGGGGUCAGCAAAUGGAGCAGACAGAGCCACUGGUAGAUGAAGCCAACAGGGCAGACACUCCACAGCUCAAGGAAGGGGCUGAAGCAGGAGAGAGGAAGAGGAGUGAGGUGGUAGCAGCGGCCAGGGCUGCUGGGCUGUGUGUGGAAGAGGGAGCCCCUGGCACUCAGCUCCUGAGAUUUGCCCACGGUCUCAACAGUGACGAGUUGAGACUCAUGGAGCUGCCUCAUGGCGUGCUGGGUGCCCUCAAGGAGGGCGAGAGGGUGGUGAUACGAGGGGAGCAGGGAGAGAACGCUGUACUCUGUACCGAGGGUGCGACCUAUGAACUCCGAACUGCAGACACUUCAAACGCUCUCCUUCUCGUCCCUUCUCUCUCUUACUCUCAGGACAACUCUCUUGGUGAGGAUCCUCUACCCACUAAAGGGGUGACAAUGUGUUUGUCGAACUACUUGGAACUGAGGCCGUGUCGACCGAGAACUGAGAAAUUGAGACAGCUGUUGUCAGAGUGUCCCUACAGAGGACCUGAAUACGAGGAGGAGGGGGAGGAGGAGGGGGAGGAGGGGCUGGUUAACGAGGGGGAGGAGUCAGGGGAAGACGAUAAGGAUGACUGGGAGGAGAGGAGGAGAACCAAAAGUCGAAAGGUGAAAAUUGACCGACCAAGAAAGUACAUGUUCUCAGAGCUGGUGGAGGUGGUGCAGGCUAGUGAGAGGGAGCUACGAGAAGCUCUUCAAAAACUUCAGGCCUGUCUCAUCUCUGGUGUGAAUGCAUCCUCGCUUGUCUCAGUUGUCUGAGCCCCUUGGGACAGUAGGCGUUCAGAUAAGUGUGAAGCAAUGCCAUAGCUAUAACCAAACUAGCAGUAUAAUUAUAUACUUUAGCUACAUAUCUAUGACAUUGCUUCCUCUGUGCAAGCAAGCUGUGGAGGAGGUUAGAGAAUUGCUGCUCUGUAAUGAUGUACUGUAGAAGUGGGUCUAGUAGGAAGGUAACUGGUGAGGUAAUUCUGAGAAAAUGUAAGUCAGUAAAUGAGUGGUUGUUGGUGGCGGGAUUUAGUGUGUGUAUUGCAUGUGUGCACCACCGGGUGAGUUUGCACCCUUUCUCAUCUCGAGAGCUGGACUCGAUUGCAAGCACCCGUUUUCCAACAAAAGCCGGUUCUGACCGGUAUUAUUUCUGUCUCGGGUUUUGAACUAGGUUAGCUGUGCACGUGAUAUAGACAAUAAUAAAGAUAUGUACAAAAAGUAACAGUCCCUGUUACGUGUGUGACGUCAGGUUACUGGAGGUUGCUGGAGGCAGACUACGUAGAGCAGGCAGUGCAGCAUAUCCUGGCUCUACUUGAGGAGAAGGACUGGCCCUGGACUCGGGUGCCUCUCUCUUCCACCUCCCACCAUCUUCAGGAACUUCUGCCUAGAUUUGUUAUAAAGCACUGCCUCGAUUGUUAUGGUACAAAGAUCAGCCGAGAAGACAAUUCUGAAGCGGACACUUAUUAUGAGCUGUCGGUGGAGAAGGUGUGCCAGUUUUAUGCAGUCCUACUGCUCAGACAAGCUGGAAAAUUCAACUACAGUGAGUUCAUGGAGUCGUGGCAGCAGUCUGUCCCUCUCGGAAUGGAGACUGAUCUCGGUCAGCUGAGAAGGCUGGCCCUGAGAGACAUGUCUGCCAUGCCUCCAGUCAUCUGGUACUUCCCACUAUCCACUCUUCCUCAGGAGCCUGCCGACAGGUUCAACUGCCUGUUUUCUGCCCGACAGAGAUGGACUCAAAAUGACAUUGAGCCCUACAUUGAUGACUUAGCUACACCAACCCAGUCUCUGAGUGCUUUGCUACUCAAGUAUGCUCGUGUUUCAACUGUCAAAGGCGUAAAGAUGUACAAUGCAAAAAGAACCUUCAAAUAGAGAAUGCACACAUGCUAUAUAUGAGCUCAA
Molecule: messenger RNA, 1949 nt
Organism: Geodia barretti
Lineage: Eukaryota; Metazoa; Porifera; Demospongiae; Tetractinellida; Geodiidae
Source: the annotation of a GenBank genome assembly